Messenger RNA from Paramuricea clavata, 2017 nucleotides. The record is from the annotation of a GenBank genome assembly. NCBI's taxonomy places the organism in Eukaryota, Metazoa, Cnidaria, Anthozoa, Malacalcyonacea, Plexauridae.
AUGGCUCGCCGAACAUUUAAGGAAAAACGCACCUUGACCCUUGUGGCGUUUUCGUUGCGAAUGUUUUUUAUGGGAGUUGAAUACGCGGUGAUAUUCCCCUCUCUUUGGCUAUAUUUGAAAAUAUUCCAUGUCGAGUAUUGGUAUUUGGGGUUAGUAUUAUCCGCUUAUAACAUGGUCGGAAUCAUUAGUACUAUUUUGGUUGGGCGUUUGGUGGAUGCGACCCGAAAAGUGAGGUUUACAGGAUUUCUAUGGAAUCUGGCUGAAAUUUCAGGUAAUUUUAUAUAUUCAAUGCCUUUCUGGGUUGGGUUACCGCUUAUUGGUCGCAUGAUCGCCGGGUUUGGUGAAGGCUUCAUAUCAGCUAUGUGGGGUGAGCUCGCGAGAGUCACCACCAGAGAACAGAGAACACGCUACUUCGCGAUCCUAAAAGGCAGUAACCUCUUAGGGGCCGCAGUGGGCCCUGCGUUCAAUUUGUUUUUGAAGCCAAUCAAUUUUAAAAUCGGACCAUGGCCGAUUAACUUUCGUACCUCGCCUGGGUUUAUCAUGGGUUUAACAUGGAUUGUCAUGACUAUCUUUAUGUUGUUUACUGUUUCCGAUCUCUCAUGGGAACUUAGAAACAACCCUGACUAUCAGUUGCUCCUAGAAGAACCAGCGAGCAAAUUGAAGAGAAAGAAGAAGAAACCUAAACAUAGCCUUACUACUUCAAAAUCGCCAGAAAAAAGUCCUCGGCCGAUAGACAAAGAGCCCCAAUCGACAGAAAAGAGCCCUCUCGCGCCUAGAGAGGGCGUCAUCCCUACCUCGAUUCCACGUUCCCAAAAACCGUUGCCAGAUGAAGAUGAAAAAGUUGAAAACCUUCCAAAUGAAACCGAUACACCGCAUAAAAACAAAGGAAAUCCCUUUGAAAGCUUUGAUUCAACAGGUAGUGAAAGCGAGGCCGAAGAAGCGUUAAAUAUUGGAGAAACCGACAAUGUAACAUUUAGGGAUGCACUUCUAGACAUGUUUACAAAAUUCCAUGUCAUCGUUCUGGUCUAUCUUCUAUUCUUCAUGUACAUCAUCCACACUUCCCUUCAAGGCAUUGCCCCUCUCAUUGCUGAGAACAUGUUAUUGUGGAACGAAACGCAAGUCAGCCUCCUUUACACGGGCUGGGGACUGGAAAUUAUAUUGGUUGUCGUGGUCAUUUGGCUAAUCGCACCAAAAGUCUCGGAUCGCGCCAUCCUGGUGUGUGCCGUGAUAUGUGGCUGUUGUGCGUCGGCGUUUUUUAUUGUCAUGAGUUAUGCAAAACGUGGCAGUAACCUGUGUUUAUAUAGCUUUAUAAUGACAAUUCUACUCUCAGGAAUUGGGAUCUCAGUGACGGUGGUGACCGGUAGAUCAUUGGUUUCGAAACACACCAAACCAGAGAACCAAGGGCUAGUCCACGCAAUUUUAACGGGGUUUAAUCGUCUCGCUGGUCUAACAGGCCCCAUUUUCGGAAGCAGUUUAUACACCAGAAUGGUAAUCUUGGGUUGGAUUCUUUUAACUGUGAAAGUAAUCGGUUUAAUUUUGGUUUCAAUUGCUUAUAAGAAGCUUAAAGUGGAGAAAACGAAAAAGGAAGUAAAGAACUAGUUCUCAGACCUGGAAAAUAGUGGGUUUUUGAUGAGGACCCUGCAGGAAAUUUGUCUUAGCAAGAAAAUUGAGAGGAAUAUUUUCAGUUUCACACAUACGGUAUGUGAGAAUCUUAUAAUUCAGGAAUCAUUAUAUCAUAUUUCCUUAUCUGUACAUAAAUACGACCAAGUAUACUUUGUUCAAGGGCAAAUACAGGAUCUGGGGAACAUUAAACACUUUUUCAGAUCUGGUCUUGGCCAUAAAUUUAUUGAUUUAACAAAAUUUAGUUUAGUCUUUAUAGUUGGAAAUAAGAAAAUAAAUAUCUUAGCACUGGGGUCUUAGUUCAAAAUUAGCAUUUUUAGCGGAGAGUUUAAUUAAAUUACAGGCUUUGCAGGUCACCGGAUCGGAAAAUCAAUUAUGCAUAAUUUAAGAUCAAUAA